Messenger RNA from Selaginella moellendorffii, 1351 nucleotides. Its product is annotated as probable envelope ADP,ATP carrier protein, chloroplastic. NCBI's taxonomy places the organism in Eukaryota, Viridiplantae, Streptophyta, Lycopodiopsida, Selaginellales, Selaginellaceae. The record is from RefSeq and is a predicted model, not a curated record. Gene Ontology annotation, biological process: transmembrane transport. Gene Ontology annotation, cellular component: thylakoid membrane. The coding region runs from base 25 to 1191 and encodes 388 amino acids. Gene Ontology annotation, molecular function: ATP transmembrane transporter activity. The transcript is spliced from 10 exons.
UGGUGGAGGGAAAAUAUUUGGGCUAUGGCACAGGAGAAUGGCGCCACAGUGCUCGUCAAGGCGUGGGAGCGGCGCCCACGAUGGAUGCUCAACAACAUCUCGCUCAAGGAGAAGAAACCGGUGAGUGAGGCGCUGGAUUCUCGCCACAAAUCCGAAGAAGAAGAGGAAUCACAGCACCGGUCGAGGAUUUUCUUUGGGGCAAUGAGUUUCGCGAAGAAUGUGGCAAAUGUGGCCGCUGUGGAGGGGAAUCCCCGGUUUGCGCAGCUUCUCACGCAUCCCGUGGCGUUCAUGCACUUCGUUCCCAGAGAUUUGGCCCUCUUUUUCGCUGGAGCGUUGGCUGGAGCUACAGCAAAGUCAGUCACAGCUCCGCUGGAUCGAGUCAAGCUUCUUAUGCAAGUACAGGGUUUAAAGGUAGGGGAAGAAGGUGCAAAGAAGGCCACUGGGUUCAUAGAGGCCAUUGUGAAGAUCGGUCAGGACGAAGGCUUGAAAGGCUAUUGGAAAGGAAAUCUUCCUCAGGUGAUACGCGUGAUACCAUACAGCGCAAUGCAGCUUUUUGCAUAUGAAACUUACAAGAAAUUGUUUAAAGGCACCGACCAUGAGCUCUCUGUUCUAGGACGACUAGCUGCGGGAGGAUGUGCAGGCAUGACUUCCACUCUGGUUACAUAUCCUUUGGACGUUUUGAGGCUGAGGCUAGCAGUUGAUCCAGUGGCGAAGUCCAUGACCCAGGUCGCUCUGGAAAUGCUCCGUGAAGAGGGUCUGGGAUCGUUUUACAAGGGACUUGGCCCGUCGCUCAUGAGUAUUGCGCCUUACAUAGCAGUGAACUUUUGCGUCUUCGACUUGAUGAAGAAAACAUUGCCGGAGGACUUCCGUAAGAAGCCACAGUCGUCAUUUGUGACGGCGAUCGCGUCGGCAACUGUUGCGACUUUGUUGUGCUACCCCCUGGACACAGUUCGCAGGCAAAUGCAGAUGAAAGGAACGCCGUUUGGCAGCGUUCUGGAAGCGUUUCCAGGAAUCAUUGAGCGAGAUGGAGUGCUUGGUCUGUAUCGCGGCUUUGUUCCCAAUGCACUGAAGAACCUUCCAAACAGCAGCAUCCGCUUGACAACAUUUGAUGCCGCGAAGAACUUGAUCCAAGCUGGGGAAAGCGAAUACCAAAAGCUUGUCCAAGAGAAAUGUGACAAGAACAUAGACUAAAAGAGUCUCAGUCCAUCCAUUUUUGUACGAGCAUUCAUUCAUUACAAGUGUUUAUUUUAGUUCUUAUAGUUGCGUAGCAAUUCAUAAGUCAAGAGUGCUACAUUUUGUUAGUGAAGAUUUAACUUUAACACUUUUUUGGGGGCAUAUGCCUUUAGUGCUA